Messenger RNA from Zea mays, 1856 nucleotides. RefSeq lists its product as uncharacterized. The record is from RefSeq and is marked validated. The transcript has 8 exons. NCBI's taxonomy places the organism in Eukaryota, Viridiplantae, Streptophyta, Magnoliopsida, Poales, Poaceae. Bases 305 to 1552 code for a protein of 415 amino acids.
CGCGCGUCGGGUGACGAAAACGGAACCCUGGCUGGUGGAGCGCGGCGCGGGGCAUGCGUGCAAGUGCAACCAAUCGCCUCGUCGUGUGCGCUCGCCUUUGCUUCCCUCGUUAACGUGAGUAACCUCGUUGGCUGAUCAAGGCUUUGACGGCGGCACCAACGUUCUUCCCUCGCCGCCUCGUUGCGUCCGCCCGCCCAGCGCCAACUCCUCGUCCUCGUACAUAACCCCCCACCCCACCGCGUACAGCGUUCCCUCUCGCGCCCCGCGGUGAGCUACCCCCGCUCGCCUUAGCUAGCUACCCACCAUGGCCCUCCCGCCGUCCUCCUCGCCGUCGUCGCUCUCCGCCGCGUCAGCGCAGCCCACGCCCCUGCACCUGCACCUCCCGACCAAGGCGCCCGGCCGCCUCCCGCUGCUCCCCUUCUCGCGCGCCGCCCUCCCGCCGCCGCUGCGCCUCCGCAUUGCGCGCACCAGCCUCUCCCCGGGCACGCCCCUCCCGCGCGCGCUCCUGCCACCACCCUCCGCCUCCGCCGACGCCGCAGCCUCCGACGUCGGCGGCGGCGGCGCCGGCUUCGGCGGCCAUGACGACGACGGCCACAACCACCACGGCGGCGAGGGUGGCGGCGACGACGGCGGCCAUGGCGACGACGCCGGCCACGGCGAUGACGCGCCCGGCGGCGGCGACGCCCGCGGGGAGGCGCUGUUCGUGCUGGCGCAGCUGGGCCGCAAGCUCGACAGCCUGCCGUCCGAUCUCGCCGCCGCCGUCGACAGCGGCCGCAUCGGGGCCGACAUCGUGCGCCGCUUCACCGAACUCGAGGCCAACGGCUUCUUCCGAUGGCUCCUCCAGUUCCAGGGCUUCAGGGAGAGGCUCCUCGCCGACGAGCUCUUCCUCACCAAGCUCGGCAUAGAGUGCGGCAUCGGUCUCGUCGCCAAGACCGUGGCUGAGUUCCAGAAGAGAGGGGACAAUUUCUUCAAAGAGAUUGAAGUUGUCAUAUCUGAUGUGGUCAUGGCGAUUGUUGCGGACGUCAUGCUUGUCUAUCUUCCUGCUCCAACUAUUGGUUUACAGCCGCCACUGGCAAGAAACGCUGGAGCUAUUGCCAACUUUUUCUAUAACUGCCCUGAUAAUACUUUCCAAAUUGCUAUGGCUGGAAGGUCAUUCUCACUUCUGCAGAGGAUUGGAGCUUUUGUGAGGAAUGGUAUAAAGCUUUUGGCAGUGGGAACUACUGCUUCUUUGAUUGGCACUAGUGUCACGAAUGCAGCGCUCAAAGCAAAGAGGGCUGUUGAUAAGGACCUUGAGGACGAAGUCAUGGAAAUUCCAGUCGUCUCAACUAGUGUUGCCUAUGGUGUAUACAUGUCCAUUUCUAGUAACCUCAGGUAUCAGCUUCUGGCUGGUGUGAUCGAGCAGAGGAUGCUGGAGCCGUUGCUGCAUAACCAGAAGCUACUGCUGAGUGCAAUGUGCUUCAUCGUUCGUACGGGCAACACAUUCCUUGGCUCUUUGCUGUGGGUUGACUAUGCCAGAUGGAUAGGCGUCCAGAAGUCUCACGAAGAGGCCUAAAGUUCUAGCAGCUUGCCUGCAUGUUCCGCUGUCACUGCCUCACUAGGCACGUUCACAAUACCAUCGAUGGCUUGCCUGCCUCUAUAGAAUGCUGAUCUACUCUUCACUGGAGGCCCCCUUAUAUAUAGGACAAAAAUCCCAAUUUUGUUUGGAAAACCACAAGUAGGGAUAUAUCUGUCGAAUUCUCGUAUGCAACGGCAACGCCGUUCUACCCCUCAACUUUUUUUUUUCCUUUUUCUACUUUGCAACAUGCAACAAGGGCUGUCAUUGAUCGAAAUUCAAAUAUAUGUUACAUUGGGAAUUC